AUGAGCGGGGUCAGAAAGGAAUCGUCAGAACCAAAUGAGAUUCUUCGACAAGAGGUUAGAACUAGUACUAGUUCGCCCUGUACACCAUCUGAGAUGUCGCCUCUGUUCCUGAACAAGAACACCAAGAAAGCAAUGCAAUCCAUCGCUCCGAUACUAGAGGGCUUUAGCCCAAAAACAUCGGCUAGCGAAAACAUGUCUCUGAAACUGCCUCCUCCCGGGAUUCCAGAUGACCAUAGCGAGGAAAACCUUAAUGUCCAUGACACACUACAAAGAACCAUAAGCACUGAAUCAGAAAAUGGGAAUAACGCCAAUCCAACCAGUACGUCUGGACUAAAGAAAGCGGAUAGUAACCCGAAGCCAGAGACGGAUUCUGACGGUCUACCCAGCAAUUCCAAUAAUGCCAAUGAAUCCGGUAGUAUAGACUCUACCUCUAAGACCGCAUCCCCACAAAUCCCACAAGCACCUGUUGACGUUGAACAGACUCCUGCUGCAAGCAGUUCGGCACCUACUUCAUCCACCUCUUCCCGCAAGUCCUCCACAAGUCAACCAAAACCAAAAUUGCCCAAGAUUGGGAAGAUUGGGGUCUGUGCAAUGGAUGCAAAAGUCCUUUCUAAACCAAUGAGACAUAUUUUGAACCGUUUGAUAGAACAUGGUGAAUUUGAGACUGUUAUUUUUGGAGACAAAGUGAUUCUAGAUGAGAGAAUCGAGAAUUGGCCAACAUGUGACUUUUUAAUAUCUUUCUUUUCAUCAGGAUUCCCCUUAGACAAAGCUAUAAAGUAUGUUAAAUUACGCAAGCCUUUUUUCAUCAAUGACCUGAUAAUGCAAAAAAUAUUAUGGGAUAGAAGACUAUGCUUACAAGUACUAGAAGCUUACAAAGUUCCCACUCCACCAAGACUCGAAAUCAGCAGGGAUGGAGGUCCCCGAGCCAACGAAGAGUUAAGAAUGAAGUUGCGCGAACACGGUGUGGAAGUGAAAGCUGUUGAAGAACCGGACUGGAAAAUGGUAGAUGACGAUACUUUGGAAGUUGAUGGGAAGGUCAUGACCAAACCCUAUGUUGAAAAGCCCGUAGAUGGUGAGGACCACAAUAUUUAUAUAUAUUAUCACUCUAAGAAUGGUGGAGGUGGUCGCCGUUUGUUUCGUAAAGUUGGCAAUAAGUCUUCUGAAUUUGAUCCUGCCUUAGUUCAUCCACGUACAGAGGGUUCCUAUAUCUAUGAAGAAUUUAUGGAUACAGAUAAUUUUGAAGAUGUUAAGGCCUAUACUAUUGGUGAAAACUUCUGCCAUGCUGAGACUAGAAAAUCGCCUGUAGUUGAUGGUAUAGUCAGAAGAAACACUCACGGCAAAGAAGUUAGGUAUAUCACAGAGUUAUCAGACGAAGAAAAAUCCAUUGCUGGAAGAGUAUCCAAAGCGUUUUCUCAGAUGAUCUGUGGUUUUGAUUUGCUGCGUGUUUCAGGUAAAAGUUACGUCAUUGAUGUCAAUGGGUUUUCAUUUGUAAAAGACAACAAAGUCUAUUAUGAUUCGUGUGCAAAUAUAUUAAGAAACACUUUCAUCGAGGCCAAGAAAAAGAUGGAUACGGAAAAAAAGAACUUGCCAAUUAUUCGUGAAGAAAAAGAGCAAAAAUGGGUGUUCAAAGGUUUGGUUAUAAUUAUCCGUCAUGCUGACAGAACACCAAAGCAAAAAUUCAAACACUCAUUUACUUCGCCUAUUUUUAUAUCGUUAUUGAAAGGGCACAAGGAAGAAGUUGUUAUCAGAAACGUAAAUGAUCUAAAAAUUGUUCUCCAAGCCUUAAGAAUUGCAUUAGAUGAAAAGGCAGGAAAUCCAGCCAAGAUUAAAGUAUUGGCAAAUGCUCUAGAAAAGAAACUAGACUUCCCAGGGACCAAGAUUCAGUUAAAACCUGUUUUAAAUAAGGAGAAUGAAGUCGAAAAGGUGCAGUUUAUUUUGAAGUGGGGCGGUGAGCCCACACAUUCUGCUAAAUAUCAAGCCACUGAGCUUGGGGAGCAAAUGAGGCAGGACUUUGAUUUAUUGAAUAAGAGCAUUUUACAGAAUAUCAAGAUAUUCUCCUCAUCCGAGAGACGUGUUCUUCAUACUGCACAGUACUGGACCAGAGCUCUUUUUGGUGCAGAUGAACUAGGUAGUGACGAAAUCAGUAUCAGAAAGGACCUAUUGGACGAUAGUAAUGCCGCCAAGGAUCUAAUGGAUACGGUGAAAAAGAAAUUAAAGCCUUUGUUGAGAGAGGGGAAAGAAGCUCCUCCUCAAUUUGCCUGGCCCCCAAAGAUGCCAGAACCGUACUUAGUCAUAAAGCGAGUUGUUGAGUUAAUGAAUUACCAUAAAAAAAUCAUGGAUAACAAUUUUGCUAAAAAGGAUGUCAGCACAAUGCAAACAAGAUGGUGUACUUCUGAAGACCCCAGUCUAUUCAAGGAAAGAUGGGAUAAACUUUUCAAGGAGUUUAACAACGUAGAAAAAGUAGACCCUUCUAAAAUCUCUGAAUUGUAUGAUACUAUGAAAUAUGAUGCCCUUCAUAACAGACAAUUUUUGGAAAACAUCUUUGAUCCGGGGCAUCCAAACGAAUCUAUCGCUGAUGAGUUAGGCACUCAUUCUUUGGUUGAUCGUUAUCCAAUUAAUAUUCUCGCCAAAAACAAUUUUAAGAUUGUAGAUAGCCAUAGUAUGAGUAAGAGCAGUAAUAGCGUCGGUUCUUUGGGUUGGGUCUUAGAAAGUGGAAAAACGUCUAGAUCCAGAAAAACCAAAUCCUCAUCUCAAUUUGAUGAGCCAAGAUUUAUGCAGUUGCGAGAACUGUAUAAGUUGGCUAAGGUAUUAUUUGAUUUUAUUUGCCCCAAAGAAUAUGGUAUUUUGGAUGCUGAAAAAUUGGAUAUUGGUUUAUUAACAUCAUUACCUUUGGCUAAACAAAUACUAAAUGAUAUAGGAGAUAUGAAGAAUAGAGAAACACCAGCUUGUGUUGCUUAUUUCACUAAAGAAUCUCAUAUUUACACCUUGUUGAAUAUCAUAUAUGAAUCCGGUAUUCCUAUGAGAAUUGCCAGAAACGCGUUACCGGAGCUUGACUAUUUAUCCCAGAUCACUUUUGAGCUUUAUGAAAGUACAGACGCUUCUGGCCAAAAAUCGCACUCAAUCAGACUGAAAAUGUCUCCAGGAUGUCAUACCCAAGAUCCUUUGGAUGUCCAGCUGGAUGACAGACAUUAUAUUAGCUGUAUUCCGAAGAUCUCCUUAACAAAACACUUAGAUAUGGACUACGUGCAACAGAAGUUGAGAAACAAGUUUACCAGAGUCAUUAUGCCUUCGAAGUUUACACCCGUAAAUAUUACGAGCCCAAAUUUGAGUUUCCAGAAACGCAAGACUAGAAGAAAGUCGACAUCUGUUGACAAGUCUAAACCUCCUGCUUCUUCUGGGUCCUCAUCAUCCACUUCUAUCAACAAGACGCCAGAAUAA
Saccharomyces eubayanus is the source of this 3438-nucleotide messenger RNA. It is a transcript of the gene VIP1, whose product is annotated as inositol polyphosphate kinase VIP1. The record is from RefSeq and is a predicted model, not a curated record. Lineage: Eukaryota; Fungi; Ascomycota; Saccharomycetes; Saccharomycetales; Saccharomycetaceae. Gene Ontology annotation, cellular component: cytosol. Bases 1 to 3438 code for a protein of 1145 amino acids. Gene Ontology annotation, molecular function: inositol hexakisphosphate kinase activity; 5-diphosphoinositol pentakisphosphate 1-kinase activity; diphosphoinositol pentakisphosphate kinase activity. The transcript has a single exon. Gene Ontology annotation, biological process: inositol phosphate biosynthetic process; inositol metabolic process.